ACUGAUUUUUUUUUAAUCCUAAGAGAUUGUCUCAUAAAUUCUGCCUAACCUCCUCUUCUCUUGUGGCUCAUAGCGAGAGGAGGGUUUCCAUGCUUUAACAUAAUGCGGGUGUUGGCGAUCCUGCUGCUUGGCCUGGCCUUGGCAGAGCCUUCAAGUUCCUUGAGUCCUGCAGAUUGCAAGGCAGCUGAGCCCAAAGCUGGGGAAAUCCUGAAUCUGAUCAAUGUCCAUCGAAAGGAUGGCUACGUCUUUGAUCUUCUGCGGGUUGCCGAUGCCCACACUCAUGUUCGCGAAGAGGAAUCUGCAGUUAUCCAUUAUUUGGUUCUGGAUGUGAUGGAAACAGACUGCUCUGUCUUGUCUAGGAUACACUGGGAGGAAUGCCAGCCAGAACUGGGCAGGCGACCAUCUGGAGUUGUCAUUGGGAAAUGCAAAGUGGUGGCCGUCACCCACACAAACACCUCUGGGGAGCCUGAGUGGGAUAAGAUGAUUGGAUUCAAUUGCACAAUAAGCUCUGUUUCUUCUGCACUAACCAACCGCAGUCCUCCUCCUGUCAUUAUUGACUACUUAGACAAUAAAGAACAGUAUAGAAGUCAGGCAGAGGAAGCACUCAAGCAGUACAAGGAGAAUGAUGCCAGUGCCUCCUCUUUCCAGGUGGUCAAAGUUGAGAGAGUUGUGCAAGUGAGAGGAGGAGAAAGAUCUGGAUUGUACGUGGAUUUUAGCAUAAGGAACCACUCCACAGAAGCCCCACUGCCCCCCUUCUCCAGGUCCUGCCCGGUCUUUGGAUUUUGUCGGGCAGACUUUGUGUAUAACUUGGGGAAUUCUGACUUGAACAACCCAGAUCUUCUUACCGUAGACUGUGAAAUCUUCGAUGUGGAGGACCACAGAAAUUCUAGCAGUGGAAGACAUCACCAUCAACAUCAUGGGCAUUUCCAUAGGGAUAGACACCAUUUUCCCAAGGACCUGGAUUCAAUACAUAGACCUUUGGGUCAAGGAUGCCGAGAACCAUUUCACCAUCAUCAUUCACAUGAGCAUGGACACCCACCUCACACCCAUCAAUCUUUGGAAGACAGAGAUUCUAUAGGCGGGCCACAGGAUGGACUCAUUCCUAGUUCUGAUAAUUCUCCUGUCAAAGAUGAUCCAGAGGUCCAGCAUCCUCAAGGAACCCCUCCCCCACUUGGCCAUGACGAGUGCCAUGAUAAUCACAGGCAUGUUUUCCAUAGGCAUAAGUCCCAUAAGCAUGGUCACCAUAAGCCCUGUCCUCAUGGACAUGGUCCAUGUAAGCAUGAUCCUCAUGGUCAUGGUCCCCAUAGGCAUGGUCCUCAUAGGCAUGGUUCUCAUGACCAUGGUCCCCAUAGGCAUGGUUCUCAUGACCAUGGUCCCCAUAGGCAUGGUUCUCAUGACCAUGGUCCCCAUAGGCAUGGUUCUCAUGACCAUGGUCCCCAUAGGCAUGGUUCUCAUGACCAUGGUCCCCAUAGGCAUGGUCAUCAUGGUCAUGGUCCCCAUAGGCAUGGACCCCAUGGUCAAGGUCGAUGUGGGCAUGGGCCUCCACCUAGAGAACCUGGCAUUGUCUAUCAACUCCCUUCACUGAAGAAGGGGGAAGUUCUUCCUUUGCCUGAAAUUAGUAUUCCCAGUGGAGGUCAUGGCUCACACCCAGGAAACCGACACCCUCCAAGGCCAGAAAUUCAGCCCUUCCCACAGACGCCUUCAGAAUCCUGUCCAGCGGAACUCAAGCUUAACUAUCCACAAUUUUUGCCCUUUUUGGAACAUGAAGAUCCAAAGUGAUCAGUUGAUUUUCAUGAUGGAAAAAACCAUGAGAGUCAUGUGCCAAAGGUUUUAGAAACAAAAAAAAUCAAUGUAAAAAUUUAA
Molecule: messenger RNA, 1863 nt
Organism: Monodelphis domestica (gray short-tailed opossum)
Lineage: Eukaryota; Metazoa; Chordata; Mammalia; Didelphimorphia; Didelphidae
Gene: HRG
Product: histidine rich glycoprotein
Biological process (GO): regulation of platelet activation; negative regulation of endopeptidase activity; negative regulation of fibrinolysis
Cellular component (GO): extracellular region; blood microparticle
Molecular function (GO): zinc ion binding; heparin binding; serine-type endopeptidase inhibitor activity
Source: RefSeq, a predicted model, not a curated record